Molecule: messenger RNA, 512 nt
Organism: Racocetra persica
Lineage: Eukaryota; Fungi; Glomeromycota; Glomeromycetes; Diversisporales; Gigasporaceae
Source: the annotation of a GenBank genome assembly
CCAAACUAGAAAAAGAAUCUAAAAUACCUUUCAGACUAUUAAGAAUAUUACAAACAACCUUUGUAUCACUACAACUACUAUUACAAAUACAAGGAGUAACCAAAAGUAAAUAUAAACUCCACGAAACAGUAAUCACAACUGAAGAGAGAUUACAACAAGGACAAAUAUUUAACAGAGCUCACGUAACAAGAAAUGAAAUAGAAAUUGCAGAAAAUCUUAAACAAAAAAUAUUUAACAACUCAAGAUAUUACAGAAAUACAGAAGAAGAUGAAAGAGAAGACAUAGAAAACCUUACACUAGAAAGAAAAUAUAUAUACCAAGAAAUAUUUCAUAGAAAUAUUGGACAUGAAGAUGCAUAUGAAGAGUAUCAAAAUAAAACAAAAAGAAAAGAACCAAAAAUCAAAGAAAUAUCAACCCAAUAUAAUCUAAAUGACCUCAAUGAAUCAAACCUCUAUUACACCACCAUCCAAUCAAAAGAAAAACCAAUAUACAUUCCUAGAAGAAAUAAUUGA